This is a messenger RNA of Vombatus ursinus (common wombat), 3493 nucleotides long. RefSeq names its product double zinc ribbon and ankyrin repeat domains 1 (gene DZANK1). The coding region runs from base 64 to 2325 and encodes 753 amino acids. NCBI's taxonomy places the organism in Eukaryota, Metazoa, Chordata, Mammalia, Diprotodontia, Vombatidae. Gene Ontology annotation, molecular function: protein binding. Gene Ontology annotation, biological process: eye photoreceptor cell development. The transcript is spliced from 21 exons. The record is from RefSeq and is a predicted model, not a curated record.
GCUGGUGCUGGAGCGUCGCUGGUAACUGGAGUCCUCAGGACCGACCCGGCUGUAACAGAGAAAAUGACUGCUGGUUCAGUUUGUGUUCCUCAGAUUAUCCCAUUAAGGGUACCUCUUCCAGGAAAAAACAAACAUGAAAUAAACACCAAUACACUUGUAGAAAUGAAAUCAGACACCACAGAUGUCAACAUAUAUUACACCUUGGAUGGCAGCAGACCUGAAUUAUUAAAGAGAAAAGGAUAUGGUGAAAAUAGCACUUUGAAGUAUAUAGGACCAAUCACUCUUCCUGAUGGAAAAAUACAAGUUAAAGCUAUGGCAGUGUCAAAAGACUGCAGGGAAAGUGGCAUCGUAACAAAGAUAUUUCAGGUAGACUAUGAGCCAACAAGUGUGACUUCUUUUCAAGAAGACAGUGAUGAAAAUCUUCUCAAAAACUUUGAAAAUCAGGAAUUGAAAAGUGAAAUUUUUGCAACAAAGCUUGAAGAAAGAGAUAUAAAUGUUGAAAAUAAACCUGGUUGUAAUGCUGGAGUUAAAUGCCAAGAAAGUCCAAUGGAAACCCCAUCUUGCCAAGAAGAACCAGUUUUUACGCAAUCCAAUUAUCAAUCCCAGCAUACUGAUUCACAGUGUGUGAAUGGCCAGAAAAGGCUGACCAGUGCCCAGGUCCAGAGAAUUAACAAAGCAACAAACUUUUUCAAGUGUACAAAUUGUUUAAGUACUCGCCUGUGCGACCCUUUCACUCUUUUCUGUCAAGAAUGUGGCACUCCUGUUCCACCAGUGUUUGGUCAACGCCCUCCACCCCCAGAAGGUGCUCAGAUGGGGAUGUGCAUUGAAUGCAGAACCAUAGUACCAGUGAACACUCCUGUAUGUGUUGUGUGUGAGGCCCCUCUUGCUCCACAGCUACAGCCCCAAGCAAACAUUCAUUUAAAGGGUAAGGGAAUCUGCCGUUUUUGUGGAACUGGAAACCCUGCUCCCUUGAAGCACUGUGUUACCUGUGAGAGUCGCCUGCCUGAAACACAUGUGCCAAUAUUCACUGGAGAAGUAACCUCACCUCUUAUCAAUCAGAAGGCAGCAACCAUUUCCUGUUCAAAAUGUGGCCGUAGGAAUCGUUGUGAUGCACGUUUUUGUGACUGGUGUGGAGCUAAGUCUACUGUUCCUGCUGGCUCUUCCAUUUGCACUAAAUGCGGAGCUAGCAAUUAUCCAAAUGCUCGAUACUGUGGAUCUUGCGGUGAUUAUGUGGAACCCUUCACAAACAUAGAAUCUAGUAGUAGUGUGAUCUUUAAUGGUAGAGAAAUGGAGACUCUUUCUAAGCCUCAAUCAGCAUGGCUACAUGUUCCCAUGUCGAAAUCUAAUAUGCCAACAAAGAAGGACAAAGGCACACAAACAGUUGGCUUGUUUUACCCAUCGAACAAGUUUUUGGGAAAAAAAGAAAUGGAUCUUAUUUCUCUAAAAGAAAGGCAGGAGAAGAUGAAUGAUCACAGGCCUCUGUUCACAGCCAUCAGCCCUGGAAGAGGAUAUUGGAGGAAACAGCUGGAUCAUAUCUUUGCUCAUCUCAGAAGUUAUACCCAGAACAACCCUAGCUUCAGGGCUUUAGUUGGAGAACCAAGGAUGGGAAAGCUUCUCUCAGCAACAAUCCAUGAAGAUGAUUAUGCAGUCAGUAUCAGGCUGAAUUACAUGAAAAUCAUAAAGAAUAUUUCUACCAACAAGCCAGUAAAUUAUGACAGGCAUUUUCCAAGCACAGCAACAGAAGGUCAAAAUGGACAUUAUGGUAGCCAAUUGCGUGCAGUAAAUGAAAACAACCAAAGCACCUCAGACUCUACAAGGGACAUAAUGAAUAAAAAGACGAUAAGACCAUUUCAAGGAAAGGAAGACCUUCUUUCAGCUGAGAGUAGACACCUUCUGAAGGAAAUAAGUCUAAAAGGAGAUGGGAGAAUCUUUAUGAUUGAACAAAUGCUUGAUGAAGGAGCUGAUCCCAACUGCACCAAUCAUGAAGACAGACCUUCUUUAACUGUGGCUGUUUUAAAUAAGCACCAUGAAGCAAUACCAGUUCUUCUGCAAAAAGGCGCAGACAUUGACCAUCAGUCAGGACCGCUCAGAAACACAGCUCUUCAUGAAGCAUGUCUGCUGGGGCCAGAAGGAAAGAAAUGCAUAGCCGCUCUAUUGAGAUACAAUGCAAAUAUUCAAAAGAAAAAUGAAGAAGGACAGUCAGCAUAUGAUUUGGCUCUGAAGACAGGGAAUGAUGAAAUCAUCUCACUGUUUGCUGCAAAACUUGGCCAAGGAGUCCUGGACCAACAGACCCAAUCUAAGAACCUCAGUCUAGAAGACUUUUGACCCUAAGUUUCCUUAUUCUUAAAUGCCUUUGUCUUUAUUUAAAGAAAACUUCUAACACAUCAUAUUCUCAAUUUAUUUUUUAAUUUAAGAAUUAAGGAGGUUCAGUUUAGCCAGUUAGGAGAUUGUAUGUUUAUGAGAAUUAUUAAAUGAAGAGAGAACCAGCACAUAAGGCCACUCCCUGUUUAUUCUAUAUUGUGAUAAAUAUAUCUAUACUUGCCUAUAAAUCUUUAAAACUUUUUUUCUGUUAUGACACGUAUGAACAAUUUUUAUAUCAGAUGUUUAUUUAACCUUUGGCCCUAUAAAUUAUGUUUGAAUAAGUCAUUACAGGGCAAUAUGCAACUUUGUUUCUUUUUUGGAUAUUUCAGUUUGUGUGAUCAAGUAGCUCAGGGGGUCCCUCAACUUUUCCUAAUGGGAUCUCCUUUUGAUUUCCAACAGUUUGAUGACUAGGUUGGGGUGAAGGGUAGGGACAUAGAAAGUAAGUACUCAAGCCCUUCCCUGCUGGUUCUCCCAGAAAACCUCAGGAUGGGAAAUAGUUCAACGGCCAUCUGGGACAAAAGCUUGAUGGAAAUCCCUAGUGGAGUUAAUAGAAAAUAAAACCAAAGGAACAAGGAGGAAGAAUGGGUACAUUCCUAAUGGGACAGACCUGCCUUUAAAGUACACGGGUAUGAUUUCAUUUUCAUCUUCAUUCCAGGCACCUCCAACUGUGACUGUAUCUUAACCUCCACCGUCACCUGGAUCCAACUCUAAGAUCCUGGUUUUGAAAUUCUGUCUGGCCAGUUCUGGCCCUUUUCACUUCUCUCUCGGUCCCUCACUCCAUCUUUUUUUGCCCUCCCCUCAAUCCCUCAUUCUGUCCCUAUUAUCCCAGUAGAUCACCUUCAUGCUGAUUUCACUUGUCACCCUGCCCAGCCUGAAAUCCAUGUCAAUUCACUUCAAUACACCCCACCUCUCUAGAGUCCUUCAACCCCUUUGACCUGCCAUUACCAAUCUGCAAAUCCUUAAUCCUUGACAACACCUAUGUGAGAGGACCAGGGUUCCCCAUUUCCCUGCCAUAGGAAUUAGUUUUCCCUAAAAGGUGUCCCUGGAACUUGAUUGACCCUGGUUUCCCUUGACACAGCUUUCUGAUGACCUAAAGAUAUAAAAUGCCCCACCCAGAUUGACAUGGAUUUCU